Messenger RNA from Loxodonta africana (African savanna elephant), 10372 nucleotides. It is a transcript of the gene TMEM81, whose product is annotated as transmembrane protein 81. The record is from RefSeq and is a predicted model, not a curated record. Bases 1596 to 2426 code for a protein of 276 amino acids. NCBI's taxonomy places the organism in Eukaryota, Metazoa, Chordata, Mammalia, Proboscidea, Elephantidae. The transcript has a single exon.
AUACAGAACUGGAAGGCCUAGAAGAUGUCGGAUAGUCCAGAUUUCUGCUUCUAGACAAGAUUAUAAAUAAAGAUUUAAGCAGAAAGUUGGUGUUAACCAAAGAGAUCAUCUAGAAAGAGGUUCCACAGUGUCUCUUCCAAUUUUUUACUCAGUAGGCAUUUGUGUGACUUGCUUUGUAGCAGCCACACUGCUGGGCACUCGGAUGGUUACAGAAACGAAUGGGAGGAGGCUCCUGCCUUCUACGGACCUUUUUCACAACCUAAGACCAAAAAAAAAAAAAAAAAAAAAACCUGUGUUAAGUUGAUUCCGACUCAUAGUGACCCUAUAGGACAGAGUAGAGCUGCCCCACGGGGCUUCCAAGGAGCGCCUGGUGGAUUUGAACUGCCAACCUUUUGAUUAGCAGCCGAGUUCUUAACCUCCUCACCACCAGGGUGUCAGAACCUAGUACACAGUUAAAUUCUUCCUUAUUAGCCUUUUUUUUUCUCGAUUAAAUUGUUUUAAAAUCCAUUGAAUAUUCAUUGUCUCCUAAAGAACGUUUCCUAAAGUCUAUUUAAGUCCUUAAUUUUAAUCAUCUUCAAAUCCGAGUGUCUACUUAAUCUUUUCUAAGUGACUGAGAAUCCUUCUUUGACAUCAUAGCUGUCUCUUAGCAACCUGACCCAAGCAAACAAUGAGAUCCUCUGUUCUAUGGAGUAAAGGGAGUAGGUAUAGAGUCAGAGAGAAUUAGGUGUCCUCUCACCCAGAAAAUAUCUUCAGUACCCGUGAGAAGGAAGAGUACCUAAAAAGGGGAGAGGAGCUACAUAUAUAUAACAUUUAUUUUGCUGAUAACACAUUCUAAUUCUAAAAGGGCAUCUUGGCCCUUCAUGAAUUUUUAUUUCUGUUUAAAAUUCCUUACACGUGACAGUGUUUCACACUUUACACAAUAUUUUCAUGUACAGUGUAUCAUUUGAUGCUCAAAGUGACCUUCCUGCAGUAGGCAAGGAAGUCUUAAUUUACAGAGGAGGAAAUAGAAAUGCGGGAGGAUCAGGCACUUGCCUCCCGGUACAGUGCUCUUAAUCCUUACUACAGAAGGUUUAGGAGCUUUUAAAGUUGUUAAUAACUUAAUUCAAAUUAAUCCUCUUUUUUAGACUUCAAUAUUUGAUUUCUCGUUUGGUCAGAUUUAACUGAACUUUUGAAACCCUUAAUUUAGAUCCCACAGUUUAGAGGGGAGGGGAAGCGGUCAAGAACAGUAUAGCUUUACUGUGCAUUUGAGGUAAUUUGGAAGUUCAUUUUAGCUUCUGAAGUCUUCAUCUUUGUCUUCCUAAGAGGUGGAUUUAAAUUUGCUAAAGGAUGUGAAAAGGAGGAAGACUGGCGAGGUAGUGAUUAAGAAGCAUAGACAAUAAAACAACAACAUUGUGAUUUUUUUUUUCCUGUCUUACGGCUUAACCUGUUAAAAAGGACUGGAUUUUUGUUUAUUACAGUAUACUGUUUGACAAUGCAUGCAUCAUACUUUUUGACUUUGAAGGAUAUCUCAUGUUGAAGAAGUUAAGUUAUAAUAUUGAAGAAGAUUCAACUGGAAUACCUUGGGGUGUUGGCUGAGGUGAAAUUCCUACUGAGACAUGAAGCGUUUGGCCACUGGUAUCAUCCUUGUGAGCCUGUUGUUGGCCUUCUAUAUGCCUUUUGUGGUGACUUUACCUAAAACACUGGCCAUCCCCAAGAAGCUGCAAGAAGCUGUAGGGAAAGUCGUUGUCAAUGCCACCACCUGUACUGUCACCUGUGGCCUUGGCUAUAAGGAGGAGACCGUCUGUGAGGUGGGCCCUGAUGGAGUGAGAAGGAAGUGUAAGUUUCAGCGCUUGGAAUGUCUGAUGAGCUGGAUCUGUGGGAUGCUCCAUUUCACCGUUCCCAUGGGGAAGGAGUUUGAGCUGAGUUGUCUGAGUUCAGACCUCCUGGAUGUUGGGCAGGAAGCUUUCCGCUUUACCUGGAGGCUUGCUCGAGGUAUCAUCUCAACUGACGAUGAGCUCUUCAAACCCUUCCGAGCCAAUUCCCACUUUGUGAAGUUUGAACCUGCUUGGGAGUUUGACUCUGGGACCUACCGGUGUGACGUGCAGCUGCUAAAAAACUUGAAACUUGUCAAAAGGCUCUAUUACGGGCUGAGGGUCCUCCCUCCCCACUUGGUAAACCUGAAUUUCGAUCAGUCCCUGACUGAGGAUCAGAAGUUAGUAGAUGAGGGCCUGGAAGUGAAUCUGGACAACCAUUCCAGGCCUCCCCAUCCAACGUGGAAAAAGGAUGUGGCAUCUGCCUUGAGAGUAGGCGUCGCCAGUGGUGUGGCCGGUGGUGCGUUGCUGAGCUUAGCGCUCUGCAGGGGCCUGAGGGUGCUCUACAGCGACAACAGCCUUCACAGCAGAAACGCUUUGCGUCUGAAGGACUGGCUGUUCAGGAAGCCGAGCUAGCAUUCUAGAGAGUGUUCUGGCUGCCAGAUUGUGGAUGGGCCGUGAGGGAGGAGUCCCACUGUUAAAAGAGUGUAUGUGGGGGGGUCUGGGGGGCGGGACAUGGAGAGGGGUAACAUCAUGGUAGCUGCGGGCAGUAAUCUCUAAUAUAUUUGUGUACCAGAUGGAUCUCUUCCUGAUCUCCCCUGCUCCCUAGGUGCCUAGGAAACUGACGGCAGGCAUCUCACCUGUUCCUGGAAGGAGUUCUGUCUUCCAAGCUGGCAUUCAUUUUCCACCUUUUACAACUUGUCGGCCUCGCCAUCUCCACAAUAUGUUCACGUAGAAGGAUGUAUUAAUAGCUUUUCUAGUGAAAACAUUUUUUUUCCUCGUCAAUAAAAAUACUUGAUUCACAGUAGCUGUAUGAUGACCUAACCUUUUCUUUUCUGCUCUUUAGUUAAAAAUUCCUUGUGUCUGUUUAAAUUUUCCCAUGAUUGGUCUGGCUGUCAUUUCCCUCAAGUUUCUUAGAAUAAACAUUGAACAAAUUAUCUGCUUUGUAGGGGGCCACAUACCCUUGUGUGGUAGAGCUGAGGUUGUUAUAAUGCCAUUAUGUAUGUAAUAGACUAGGGUAUGUAAUAGACAUGCAGUCACUCAGUGUUAAUAAAUUACAGGCCCUGCCCCAGGUGAACCCUCUCUGUUCAGAGUUAAAUUGAAUUUCCUGGCAAAACACUGGAUUCUUGUCUGGUAGGUGUCUCCUGAUGAUUCACACAGCUCCUUGGCUUGCUCCUAGUUCUCUCCCUUCAGCUUUCUCAGUGUCCUGAAGCUUGCGUUCCUGGGAAAGUUCAAGUGGAUUGGUUUCUUCUGGCAGCCAGGGCCCCCUAAGGGAGGAGUAGUACCCACAUCCCUCCGUAGGAAAUCCAAUCUUAAGACCUAAGGGCCAUUCAGACUCUGAGAUAACUGGCUUGUGGAACCAUUGGUGAACAGGCCCGACCACCAGCUGAGCUAAUUUUACUGAGAGAAUUAUAGCAUUUCUUCUCAUCACUUGUCUCUAGUUCGCAGAAGGAGAUAGCAGAAACCAGAGACUCAGACGGUGGUUCUUUCUCUAGCUGUACGUUAGAAUUGCCUGGAUGAGCUUUUGAAAAAUUAAGAUUCCUGAGCCCCAGCUCUGAAGAUGUUAGUUCAAUUUAAAGUAUGGCCAAAGAAUCUGUAUUAGUUUCUCUACUUUUUUUAGUUAAAAUUCAAACCCAUAGGAAAGUUGGAAGAAAUAUUUGAUGACAUCUAUUGACCCUUGACCGAGACUCACCAGUAGUUCACAUUUUUGCCACAUUUAUCUUUCUUCCUAAAUACCUGUAGAUUUUGCGGAACCAACUGGAAGUUAGGCAUUGUAUCCCUUCACCCCUAACUCAUGCAUGCAUCUCCUAAUAAGGACAUUCUCCCGUGUAACCACCAUGUCAUAUCACACCUAAGAAAAUGAGCAGUAACUCCCUGAUCUGAUGUGUAGUCUACGCUCAGAUUUCCCCAGUUUCUAAAACCUUACAGCUUUUUUUUAUUGUAUGUUAUUUUUUGAUCCAGGAUCAAAUGAAGGUUCACAUGUUACAUUUGGUUAUUUCUCUUUAGUCUCCUAUUUUAUUACAGGUCCUUUGCAUUUGGUUUUUCAUGACAUUGAUUUUAUUGAAGACUCUAGCUAGGCCAUUUGUCUGUUGUUCUACAAUCUGGAUUUGUCAUUUCCUCACUAGUGGAUUCAGCUUAGACAUUUUGACAGGAGCCCUACAUAGAUGAUAGUACCUACGACGCUACAUCAGCAGGUACAUAACGUCAGGCUGAUCCACUGUUGGUGAUGAUAGAGUGUUCAUUUGCUUAUGGUAGUGACGGUCAGCCCUCUUCUAAGGCGUAUUUUUUUCCCUUUGUAAUUAAUAAUCUGGGCAAUGAUACUUGGGAGGUUGAUUAUCUGGCUCCCCGACAAGCAUUCCCACCAAGGUUUUGGUUUCCAUUGGUGAUCCCUCCCUUAUGUUGGGUGUUGCAAAAUGGUGAAUCUUCUAAGUCCAUCAUUCCUUCUGUUCCUUCGAUUAGUCUGCAUUUUUCUGUAAAGAAGAGCUUACCCUUUUUACCCUCUUGUUAUUUCUGGGGUGUCAAUGCAUUCUCUUUUUUAUUCAGUGAAUUAUAUAAUCCAUUACUGAUGUCAUUUUUUUGGUGCUCAAAUUGUCCUAAGUUUUGGCCAGGAGGAGCCCCUUUUGUCCUUUUCAUGCAGCCCCAUUUGACUUUGAGCAAAUGUGGUCUCCUGGAGGAAGAGCAGAUUCAGGUUUGGGGUAAGGAAAGUCCAAAUGUGGACCUGGGACAUCUUGUACUAGAAAGAACGAAAUGCUCAAAGUCUCACUGGACUGAGAUGGUUCAGUAAUAACAUUCCCUAACUCAUGUCCAGCACUUCAGUUUACAAAGCACUAUACCCCAAAGGACCUCAUUUGAUCCUUACAACCAAAGAUGAGAUCUAUGAAGGGUCAGACAGCUUGUGCCAUCACAUAGGGGAUAGGAGACCAGGACUAGAACUGAGAUCUGAAGUCAUGAGUUCUAAGCGUCUUCGUUUUUAGAAGUUUUAUAGGUGAUUCUGAUAGAUAGCCAAGAUUGAGAACCACUGACCUAGGCCCACGCAUAGGGAGUCUACCUUACUGUUGCUCAUAGUUUAAGAAGAUCUUAAAUUUUCCACAUGCCCUGUCCCACGUACUGUCUGUCUCUGAAAGGAUGGACUUCAGACCUCAGUUCUGGUCUUAAUCCAGUAGGACAAUGUGCCAAAGCAAUUAGGAAAUAGCUUGCUGUAUUUUGAAGAAGACGGUAGAAUUAUAGCAUCUCUCUCUGUACUUAAUGAACUCAAUAUUACACUGCUGAGGAGGGAGGAGGGCUGAGGGGGUAGUGUUUCCCAUUUUAGGGAUGGAGAGACUGAGGCCCAAGAAGAGCUAAAUAACAUCUCCAGCAUUCUGUUGCAAGCCAGUGGUCAAGCAUGGGCUGGACUUUUAAACAGCUCUAGGUUUAUAGCCCUCUGUUCACUGGGCACUUGAAUUUUGACUCUAAGCAUACGGAGGGGUUGAGUAGGGAGGAGAACAAAGGACCUCCCUAUGAGUGGGAAUCAGAUGUGUUAGUGAAGACCAAAACCCAGUUCCAUUCAUUGAGUUCUGUACGUGUAAUCUGCCUCUGGAGGGUCGAGGGGAUGAUGAAUGUCCUAAGAUGUGGGCUCUAGGGUGGCCAGUGCCUGAGCAGCCCUUUUGGGCGCAGAGCGGAGCUGACCCAAUUGCAGUAUCUGCCAGUGUCUCUACUGGUCCCUUCUGUGGGCUCGCUGUCAGCCUGGGCUUCUCAUGCUGCAUGGGUCCUGGGCAGAUGGCCAAGCACCGAGUAGUGGGGCCUCUGCUCACCUUCAUCUCCACCAAAGGCCUCUUCCCGGCAUGGCGUCCUGCCCACGUUGCACUGGACAAGUUGAACAUGUCACAUAUGUAAAUGGAAAUCUGAUAAAUGCUUGUUGAAUGCCUGAGAGAAUGUCGUGGCUGGGAAAUGUGACUUCAGCGAUUCAAACCCUUUUGGCCGGUUUGGGCAAAGGCAGCAGUCAAGUUCUUACAGUUAGGGGCCACUUUACUACAGGGAGAAAACUUGCCUUUGGGACCAUUGAGUCAACACCUCAGAUGUCCUGGAAAUCAGGGAAGCCUGAAGCAGUACUACUGCACACACAGGUUACUGCCAUUGUGUUAGGGAAAGGCAGCCCUGUUUAGAAAAACCAACUCUUGCCUGCCUUAAAAUGUCUGAGCUUAAUUUUUCUUUUGCUCAGGAAUGAAUGAAGCAAUGUGGACUGUAUUUUGUAACUUCCUUAGAGUUGACCGUGUGAGGAGUGAGAUGUGGGAUAAAAACCUGUAGGGCUAGAGGACAGGACAAAAGAGGUGUGCAUUAGCCUGGAGAUAAAAACACCCACAGCUGGUUCCAGCUGCCUCAACAAGUUGAGAAUCCAACUUUAUUUAAGAACUGCCUGCUACCACAGUCAAUAAAUAACUACAUUACAAGAAGUACAGGAGAGACAGUAGGCCAAGGGCAUGGUUCCACGUCAGCAAUAGUGGAGUCCCUAGCACAGCCCCGCUGUGAGCAGCUCUGAGCCGUGCAGGUCUAGGGGGGGUGGGGAAGCUGGAGGAGUCUGAGGCCAAGGCACGGUGUACCCCAUCUAAGGGCACUAAAUCCUUACGCCCCUGUGGCUACCUGGGCUGCUGGCAAAGCUCUCUGGCCCUGUUUUUACCCCUCCCAAAGCCAUAUGACCCUAUAAAUAUAUACAAGUCCACUAGGUGCCCCUCAGCUACCGGGCACCUGUUUCCACCGAGCUCUUUGAAGCCCCUUAGAAAAUGCCUUUUAGUCCAUCUGGCAUACCACCUCAGGAACCUCUUGGCAACCUCCCGCAUGCCCAGGAUGAAGCUUGGGUUAGGGCUGACUCAGAAAUAGGGUACCACAUCUGUGCCAGAGAACACAGGUGAGAGAGUACUGCCAUCCCUCUGACUCGGGCCCAGCUGGCAGUCACAUUUUGGGACCAGGAGGCGAAAAGAGGUUCCUGUAUAGCUGGGGAAGGGACCACAGGAGUAAAGCAUUCUUGGCGAUAUUGGGCUCCUGUAGUCAGGUACACGCUGGAUGGCUCUAGGGACUGAGAAAAGCAGUUGUAAACAGAAUGCCUGGGGUGAGCCCUCCCUCUUAUUGGCUGUGUGACUUCAGUCACUUCCUCAAGGAGCAGGGGCUACAGUAGAUGUGUCCCCAAGACUCUUCCUUGCUAAAGACUUUGAUUCUAAGACUCUCCCUCCAGUCCUGAUUUCACCUAACCUAGACCAUGACCAGCAGCUGUCAAAACUUUCUUCAGUGAUCCCUAAAAAAGAAAGGAGCCCCUUAGUCCUUCCAAGGCCAGUCAUUCCAGGGUCUCACUGCAGAAGUUCUUUCUGAUGUCUAACCCCAGUCUCACCUGUUGUUACUUUACCAAAAAAGAGAAAGAAUUCCCUUCCCCCGCAAACCGAACACAUAGCUGGUUGGACGAUGGAACGAGCCCAAGAGCUCGGCACUGAGGUCUGGAGGGCCAUGAGAAGAGUGGGCUCCCAAUCCGCUCUCACUUCCCGUCUUCAGAGAUGGUCCUCCCACUCCCCGGCACCAUCUCUACCCUUUGAUGCCCUGAAUAACCGUAGAGUCACUUGACCUUCCUGGGUCCUGAGACCUGGAUCCUGAGAGCUGCCCGCCCCUGAUACACAUCUGCACUGUGAGAGCAACAAGGACUAAGUAACCACGGCAAGGGCAAAGGGCCUUGAAGGCAGAGCCUGGUGUGCGCAGACCCUGAAGCGGUGUUUGCAGGCUGUGUCGCUGGUCCUCAAGGCACGUAUUGGUCACUAAGCUGGGUGGUAAAGGACUUGUUUGUGGCUGCUGUCCCUUGCUGACUUUGGGGCUGCCUUUGGGGCUGCCAAGCUGGCAAAACUAGCCUGGUGUGUGUCAGAGGGAAAGCCAGGGUAAGGUUAGUGAUCACAGCUAGAGGGAGCCAAACUUCUACUCCCCUGGCCCAUCCCAGCAGAGAAGAAAACCAGAGGCCUCUGGGGCAGGAAGGGACUCUGAAAAGCCAUCCAGUCUGGUUUUCCCCUUUCAAGCCAGCUCGCGUACAAGCCACCGCGACAAGAGGCUGUUCCGUCCUAAACGCCUACAUAUCCUCAAGCCGCCUAUGGUCGUAUUACUCCUUAGCCAGUCAUCUAAGGGACGUCACGCUGCAGCGUCAUCUGUGUCAGUAUCGUCCUACACCCCCCAAACCACUGCUCCCCGCACAGGGGUUAGCUUUUCCUGGGGCUUGUUUUCCUGGUUAAAACCCUUUCCCAGCAAGUUGCCUUCCUUUCCAUUUGUACUGGACCUCAUUAAACCAAAAAACCAAACUCGCUGCCGUUGAGUGGAUUUGACUCCUAUCGACCGUGUAGACAGAGGAGAGCCGCCCCAUAGGGUCUCCGAGACUGUGACCUUUACGGAAGAUGCCGCAUCUUCCUCCCAUGAAGUGGCUGGUGGGUUCGAACGACCAACCUUUCGGUUAGCAGUCAAGUGCUUGACCACUGUUCCCUGGGCCUCACUAGAACUAAAAUAUUGAGUCAUGAGUAUCUUUUAUAUUUGCUUCAAGCAAGCUGAGGGGCUGCAUCCUCCAGCUACACUGGUUAGGAUCUGUGCCAAUUUACUUUAUCCUUCUGGGCCCAGCACCAAGAUACCUGACCCUUGCCUCCCCACCACAACCCUGAAUGAGGAAAGAACCAGCUUACCCUUGGAAGGACACCUCUUUCUCCCAGCACUCCCUUCCUGAUGGAGAGCUGGGCACAGACCAAAUCACAACCAACAGGGCCUGGAGGGAGGCUGGGCCAUGUUGGGUCCCUGUCAUGGCAGAAGGGUCGCAUAGCUGAGCCCUCCGAGGCUUGCAUGUAGGGGGUGGGCAUGGGAGCAGGAUUUGGCCGUCCUGGCUCCAGGGAGGCAGUCCUGGCCUGGGGUGCUGGGUGGCGGUAGGGAGUAGAGAUAUGAGCAGAUGUUUAAACAAAAAACUGUAGUGGUAAACAUUUAACAUAAACCUGCCCAGCAAAAGAGAGCAGGAGGUGGAAGUUUACAAAACUGUAACAAAAUUGAGCUCUGCCUGUAAAGGACAGCACACAGGCUCAGGGAGUCCCCAAGUGUCUGUGCCCAUGGAUGCCUGCUUUGUGCUGCCGCACAUGAAGGGCCGCCUGUCAGCAGUGGCUUGGGGCAUCCCUGUCCUUGCUUUGGCCUCUUUUCUUGGAGCAAGGGGUGGGGGCUUCAAGCCAGCACUGCGAUUGAGGUCAUAGCACAGCCAGGCUGAGAAGACAGAACAGGCUGGAUGUCUCCCGGAGUCUGCUUGCACCUUGGGCUAGGAACAGCCACUGCUGAGCCCCACGGUCAACAACCUGGACAUCUUGAAGCAGAGUUUUCACACCCUACUGCCCUGACUGCCCUCUUAACCAGUCCAGAGCUGCUCAGCUCUGCCCCCUUGGAGCAGCUUGUGCCCCCUUCCUCUGCACGGUCAGGGAGCCUUGAACCAGAAGGUAGGAGACUCAAGCUCUUAUUCCAGCUCCAUCACUUACAGCCUGUGUGACUUUGGGAAGUCCCUAACCCUCUCUGGACCUUCGUUUCCUCAUCUGUAAAGUGAGGGGCUUGGACAAGUUGAGCUCUAAGGACUCUUGCACUCGGAGGUUUUGUAACUGUAAUAUACUCAGAGUGCAAGAUAGCGUGUCCCAUUUAUUAACCCCUGUCCUUCUGGGGAAACACAAAGGGACCACCCUGUCAAAAGAGCAGUCCCAGGGCACUCCCGGGGAGCAGUCAGAACCACAGCUUGGCUCAGAAGACUUCUGAUUCCAAAACAAAGAACGAAUGCUCCCAUUACUCUCCCAGGCUUGUCAGUGGUGCUGGAGCAGGGUCCUGGGGCCUGAGGGAUGAGGAGGUGACCACAGGCCGGUGGGGGGAGCUGGAGGUGGUCUCCUGUCCCCCCACAUGCUGCCCAAACCCUGGGAGGGCCUGUGAGGAUGGGUCUUGGAGUGGGGAAACCUCCCCAAGACAGCCCUUUUAGUCAUCCAGUCAUGUGUAGUGGCUUCUGUCACUCUGGAGGUGACAGGGUCAGGUUGGCAGUGUUGGCUGAGAGCAACUUCACCUGGAUUGUGACUGUGUCCCAGGCCCAGGCUGAUGCCCUUUCCCAGGAGUAUCAGCCUCUCAGCCCUUUUCAGCUCCUGUCCCCACCCCCCAGCCUGGAGUAUCAUCCCCUGGCUGCAGACAUCAGGGCCCUGGUUCUCAGCUGCCCAGGUGGUACCAGGGGCCUCUGUGGAGUCAUCAAGGACAAUGCCAGGGUCCAGCUGGGCCACCCCACAAGAGGAGAAGGUAGGAGAGCCCUUGGUCCCAGGGUUUGUCUCGUUUCUUCAGUCCACUCAUGUUCCUGUCGGGCCCAGGACUCUUCU